Molecule: messenger RNA, 1598 nt
Organism: Prinia subflava (tawny-flanked prinia)
Lineage: Eukaryota; Metazoa; Chordata; Aves; Passeriformes; Cisticolidae
Product: calcium homeostasis modulator protein 6-like
Exons: 2
Coding region: 523-1467 (314 amino acids)
Cellular component (GO): plasma membrane
Molecular function (GO): monoatomic cation channel activity
Source: RefSeq, a predicted model, not a curated record
AGAAGUAAGAGUUAAAUAAUUUCCAACAUAAAUACUUGAAAAAUAUAGAUUGAUUAUCUUGAAAAAAUGACAUGACUAUGACUAUACUUGAAUUUUAUUCCAUAAAAAAAGACAUAUUGUAGAGCUAAAAGUAGGGCAGGAUAAAAACCUGUAUAUGGUUUUGGGUGGUUUAUCUCACAUUUUAUUCCCACUUUGAAUCUGAUGCCUCACUGAAAAGAUGAUGAGGUUUAAGCCACUGCUAGUUACAAUCCACAUGUGGGCAAACACAAAUUACUUUUAUAGGAACAAAUCUCCUCAUUGUUUUGCUGUUGAUAACUGGAGUGCUUUUCUGAUGUGGUCUCUGCUUGACUGUGCAGUGACUUAUUUCCUCUAUGAAGAGCUGUUUCUGUGCCUUACCACAUCACCACCAAGAGAAACUGAAAGCCUAACAAGCCUCUCUAAGCUGUGGGAGCUGCAGGACACUUGUCUCUCUUCUUUUCUGACAGAGAUUUUGCUCUUCUCAAAGAAAGGAGAGGCAGAAAUAUGAAUGAGCUACAAAAGGUAGUGGAUUUCUGCAUCCGCCACCAGACCAUUCUGGGUUGCAGCACUGUGUCCCUGCUGACAGUUGCCAGCGAGCGGAUCUUCUCAUCCGUGGUGUUCCAGUGUCCCUGCAAUUCUGGGAACAUGCUGUAUGGUUGUUCCUUCCUCUUAGUACCUGCCUGUGUCCUCUUUCUGCUCGGCUUCAUGGUGAAUCCCAGUACAUGGCACCUGUUGACAGGCAUGUGCUCUCAGGAGAAGCAUCCCCACUGCAGUACCUGGGAAGCCUGUGCCCACUUCUGCCAGGUGCUGGUGCCGAUGACAGCCAAAGCCUCGGUGGCCCCGCUCACCUGGAUAGCGGUGGCCCUGCUCGGAGCCAACUUCUACGAGUGUGCAGCCAGUGGGAGCAGUCUGCUGGAGAGGUUCUUCUGUAAAGACACUGGAGCUGACUGCCGAAACCAGCUGCUCAAAGUGCCUUGUGAUGAGGAAUUAUCAGCAAAUUUUACAAGUGGACGACUCAGCCUUCAGGCACAGUCCCAGCUGAUAGGAUGGUUCCUGAUAGCCAGCAUCAUAACUAUGGUACUGAUUUCAACAUGUGUCAGGCACUGUUGCUCCCCGGUCAGCUAUCUUCAGCUCAGAUUCUGGGAAAUUUACUCAAAAAAAGAACAGGAACUCUUUGAGAUCAAAGCCAAAGAACAUGCAACCCAGCUGGCAGAAAGGAAUACAACUUGCUUUUUUGAAACCGCUGAUCCAGAACCAUUUUGUACUCCCAGCAAUGAAGACUGGCAGAAGAUUUCAAACCCGUAUACCAUUAAUUCACAUGAGCAGUAUUACAGCAUGAUACACAAGUACGUGAACACCAACAGGGGCAAGGGCAUCAAAUUCAAGGGAGGUCAGGAUCGCACAGAUUCUACAAAUGUGGAUGGGAAUGAAACCCAGUCAGAACUUUAAGAGUUGUAAUGGAACAAAUCCCGUGCAAUGCUGGCAGUCUUUUAAAUUUACUCAUAUAAGUAGAAUCUUUUUCUCUGCUCUUACUGAAAUGUAUGCAAGGUGAAAGCUGUUAGUUGUAAAUCUCAGUAGAU